GGGUGGUAAAAGGCGUGGAAACGUUAAACAGGGUCAUAGCUUCAUUCACUCAUUCAUUUUUCAAAUACGAAAUGAACGCGUUCCAGGUUCUUUGCUAAAUGUUGAGGAAUAACUGAUGAAAAAGCCAGACAAAAACCUUGUCCUCAUGGGAUUGGCUGUAGUGGUGCAGACUGGCAAGCAGAUAAAUGACACGUACAUUAAUUUGAAGUAGUGACAAAUGCCAGAAAGAAAGGGUGGGUGAAGCAAUGGAGGAUUCUAGGAACUGAUAGAGAAGGCAAGAAGGGGACAUUUAAGCUGAGACUUAAAAGAAUGACGAGAUACCGUUUUACACGAAUUUGAGGGCAGAACCUUCUAAGCUAGGAAAACAAAAUGAAUAAAGGCCCUGCCAGGAAGAGAUUGAUGUUCCAUGAGUUGAAAUGACAACCCUGGUGGGAGGGAGGGGAAGCUAGAGAGGUGAGACUUGUGAGGGGCAGUGGCCUGAGGUUUCCCUCUGGUGUCUCAUGGAGCAGCGGUCCCCAACCUUUUUGGCACCAGGGACCGAUUUUUCCAUGGACGGAGGCGGGGCGGGGGGGGGGGCACUCAGGUGAGUUUCACACACUCCCCACCUGCUGUUUUUGCUCAUUGCUGGAUCCUAAAGGCACCGACCAGUACCAGUCGCCGCUGCGGGGUUGGUGAACCCUGUCAUGGAGAGUGGAGAAUGGGAGGUAAUAAGGAUGGUCCAGCCUUCAUGCUCACGCCCCUGCCUGGGCUCCAAAUGCAGUGCUCUCUGACCUGCAACUCCUGGAGCACUCCAGUUUUUCUGUUCUCAACUAAUAAAGCGCCAGGCCAGCCGUGAAGGUUAAUAUAAGUGAACAGGGCACUGACCAGACCAAAGUUGGACUGUAAUCUAGAGGGGAAAGUGGGAAAAUGCCCAGAGGGCCUAUUUCCUGCAGCCUCUCAUAUACUCUUAUGUUCCUGUGGUCAUGCCCAUUACAGGUUCCUAGUGAUGAUAAUUCUCUGGGGCUAACCACUCUUUAUCGAGCACUUACUGAAUGUUGAGUUAAUAUUGUGAUAAGUGGUCCACUUGUGUUCUCUCCUUUAUUUAAUCUUUAUAAUAACCCUAUGAGGUAGUGAGUCAGGAUUCAGCUCAACUCCAAAUAACAGAGAUCCAAAAUAACAGGGUCUUAAAACAAGACUCAAGUGUAUUUUUCAAGAUAAUGUGUGGAGGUGGGCCAGAGGUAGGCAGCCUGUGGCAGGGCCAGUGUGGGAGCCCUAAUCUACACAGCCAACAGAAACCCGGGCUCCUAGCCUGCUUCCUGCCGCAGCAUCAUUAAAAGUGCCACUUCAGGAUCGCAAACCAAGGAUUUAUACGUGCUGAUUUUAAAUUUAAGAUUUUUUUAUGUAUAUUUUAUUUUUUAUUUCAGAGAUAAGGUAAGGAAGGGAGAAAGAGAGGGCAAAAAACAUCGAUUGGUUGCCUUCCACUCACACCUCAGGGUACUGAACCUGACUGGGCAGGUGCCCUGACCAGGAAUCGAACUGGUGACCUUUCGAUUCGCAGGACGAUGCCCAACUGACUAAGCCACACCAGCCAGGGUUUAAACUAAAAGUUCUAAAAAUUUAUCAAUUUCAGAGAGAAGAAGGGAGAAAGAGACACACAUUGAUUUGUUGUUCCACCUAUUUAUGCAUUCAUUGGUUGAUUCUUUUUUAAAAAGAUUUUUUAUUUCUUUAUUUGUAGAGAGAGAGGAAGAGAGAGAGAGGGAGAGAAACAUCGAUGUGUGGUUGUCUCUUGCACACCCCUGACUGGAGAACGGGCCCACAGCCCAGACAUGUGCCCUGACUGGGAAUCAAACCAGUGACCCUUUGAGUGCAGGCUGGCACUCAGUCCACUGAGCCACACCAGCCAGGGCUCAUUGGUUGAUUCUUGUAUGUGCCCUGACCAAAAAUCAAACUCAUAACUUUGAUAUAUCAGGACAAUGUUCUAACUAACAACCACCUGGCCAGAGCCUUAAGUUUUUUAAUCAAAUGGGAGUACUAUGUACAACUUUAUAUUAAUAAGUUUCAAAUUGUAGAUGAAAGGGAUGAUUUCCUGGAAAAAAUAACCAUCAACAUUUAGUCAAACAAACAAAAAAAAACAUUUAGUCAAGGAGAUAGAAAUUCUGAAUAUUCAAUAUCCCAAAGGAGCAUUAUAAAAAUAUCUAUUUUUUUAUUUCUGUUUUUUUAAAUCCUCACUCGAAGAUAUGUUUACUGAUUUUAAAGAGGGAAGAAAGGAACAAGAGAGAGAAAAAAUUCAAUGUGAGAGAGAAACAUUAAUCGGUUGCCUUCCAUACACACCCCAACUGGGGAUUGAACCUGCAGCCUAGGUAUGUGCCUUGACUGGGGAUUGAACCUGCAGACUUUUGGUGCACAGGGUGACUCUCCAACCAACUGAGUCACCUGGCUAGGGCUCUAUUUCUAUUUUUUAAAAAUAUUUUAUUUGCUCUGUCUGGUGUAGCUCAGUGGAUUGAGCGCCGGCCUGCGAACCACACGAUUGCAGUUCCAUUCCCAGUCAGGGCACAUGCCUGGGUUGCAGGCCAGUUACCAGCAGGGGACGCAUGAGAGGCAACCACACAUUGAUAUUUCUCUCCUACCCUUUCUCCUUCCCUUCCUUUCUCAAUAUAAAUAAAUAAAAUGUUAAAAAGAAAAAGCUGUAGUAUAAAAAAAAAGAUUUUAUUUAUUUAUUUUAGAGAGAGGGGAAGGGGGGAAGAAAGUGAGGAAAAGAAACAUCAAUGUGUGGUUGCCUUUUGCGUACCUCCUACUAGUGACCUGGCCCGCUACCCAGGCACAUGCUCUGACUGGGAAUUGAACCAGUGACCCCUUGCUUCACAUGCUGGCACUCAAUCCACUGAGCCACACUAGCCAGGGCUCUAUUUCCAUUUUUAAUGAAAGAACUCUUAGUAGGCAGUAGUGCUAGACAGGGUAUACAUUCUGGUUGUAAUAGAGAUCCAAAAUAACAGUGGCUUAAACAUGAUAUCUCUUUCUAACAUCACCUGCCUGGGUUUACAUCCAGGGCUAGUUGGGUGGCUGCAUAGUCAUCAGGAGUCCAGGCACCUUCUGUCUCAUUGCUUUGACACCCUGGGUGUUACUCUCAUCUGCAUGAUCCGUGGCACUACAUCUAAAUUCCUGCAAGCAGUUGGGGAAAAGAGACUAGCAAGACAUGACCCAUCCCUUUCCAGUGAGAUUCAUGCAUCACGUCUGCUCACAUCUCAUUGGCUUCAAUUUAAUUACAUGGCCAUACUUAGCUGCAGGAGAGGCUGGGAAAAUAUACUCUUUGUUCUGAAUGGACAUGUGCCCAUCAAAAAAUUAAAAUAUAUAUAUAUAUUUUUUUUAGAGAGAGGAGAAGGGAAGGAGAAAGAGAGGGAGAGAAAGUCAAUGUGUGGUUGCCUCUCACAUGGCCCCCACUGGGGGCUGGGCAGACAACCCAGCAUAUGCCCUGACUGGGAAUUGAACCGUGACCCUUUGGUUCGCAGCCUGUGCUCAAUCCACUGGGCUACACCAGCCAGGACCCAUAAAAAAAUUCUUACUAUAGAAGGGGCAAACUGAUACUGGGGAAGAACUAGUUGUCUUUUUGCUACAAAUGAGAAUAGGUGCUUCUUAAUAUGAUUAUGGCUAUAUAUCAGAGGCAAAUAAUAAACAAUCAUAAAUCAUUAAAAGUAUUUUCAUUAACCAAGGCAAUGAUGUCUGCUGUUCUAACAUUAUUUAGGGAGUUCUGGACAAUACUAUAAGACUAAGGCCAUAAUGAAUAUAAUAAAUUCUGGAAGUGAAAAUACAUUUAUGGCAGAAAUUUUAUUUUUUAAAUUAUAGGCUAUAUUUUCUAGCUAGAAAAAUAAAACUAUCAGAGGAAAAUAAACUGCAAUUAGGUUGUCAAUUUCAAUGUUGUUUACAAUUAUCAUCUACCAAUAAUGCCCAGUAGAAUAUAUGGUAUGUGUGUGAGUUACUAAUUUGUCUCUCAGUCCCCCAAACUCUCUUUUUGUCCUGCUUUGUGAUACUGAAGGCGGCCAGGUCCUCUAGACAUUUCUCCUUUGCUAGCCAAUUUGAUGUUAGUGUUUGCCAACAGAGGGAUUUGGAAGAACACUGUAAGGCCCACAUGUGUAAAAGGGGACUUUAAGUUCCUUCUUCCCAUGUGGUUUUCCAGUGAGGCAGUUAAAGGGAGGGGGAGCCCAGUAGCAUCCACUUCGUAGAUUGUUCUUGGCUCAUACCCUCCAGCAAGUUUCUUGAGCAAAUGCAUCAAGGGGUAUGUAGAAAUAUAGAAAAGUGGAAACUAAAUAUCUAAGAGUAAGGGGCUUUAAAUAAAAUAUGGAACUCCCAUGCUAUGGGAUACUAUGCAGCUUGUGAAACAGAUUAAUUCUUUUAUUUAUAAAUGUUGAUAUGGAAAAAUAUCCCUGAUAGACUGAGUCAACAAAACUUUACUAUGUGGAGGAGGGUGUAAAGGAGAUAAAUGGUGAUGAUGGAAGGAGACUUGAUUUUGUUAACCAGUGUCACCCCAAAGAUUCAAUAAAAAGGAAAAAAACCUUUACUUAUAUAGAAUGAUUCCAGAUUUAUGUUAGAAAUAUUCAUGUCCUGGCUGGUGUGGCUUAGUGGGUUGGGGGUCCUCCUACAAACCCAGGGGUUACCAGUUGGAUUCCUGAUAUGGGCACAUGCCUGGGUUGUGGGCCAAGCCCCCAGUUGGGGGUGCUGGAGGCAGCUGGUCAUUUCUCUCCCUCUUUCUCCCUUUCUUCCUCUCUAAAAAUAAACAAAAUCUAUUCUUUAAAGAGGAAAUAUUCAUAGAUGCAGAACAGACUAAAAUAUUGAGUGCUUAUUUCUGAAUGGCCUUAUUAGAAGUAUUUUAAAACUUCAGUUAUUCAACAGAUAUUGUGCCAGAAACAAUUCUAGGUGUUGGGAAUAGGGCAAUGAAAACAGUGUGACUUCAUGGAGCUUAGUUGAGUAGUAAGAGAUGAAUAUUACAAAAAUGUCAGGUACUGAUAAAAGAAAGAAAAAUAAGGGCAGAGCGAUGGCGGGUAUGUAUGUGCUGUUUAGUUAGGGAAAGACACUUUGAGGGAGUGACGUUUGAGCAGAGUGGGGAACCUAGCCUUGUGAAUAUUGAUACCUUUAUAAUUUUCCAUAUUUUAUUAAUUUCCACACUAAGUAUGCAGUGCUUGCAUAAUCAACAUAAAGCUUUUUCUAUUUCAGAAAAGUAUCUGGAGCCUCAGAUCUCCAGGUAGAGUAAGUAGAAAGAGUGGCAGCAGGUCCCAAAUAUGUGGGCAGUUGAACCCAGAACUUCCGGACACAGCUCGCCGGCUCUAGAUUCAGUCCGGCCCGGGGACUCCCUCCGCUCCAGAGUUGCUGGUGGGAGAGCGCGGGACUCCCUGGUGUCAAGAGUACCCGCCUGUAGAAAACUCUGCUGAGCAACCCCGGCUCACGCUCGGGGACGGAGAGUAACCACAGGAGGCUCCGUGCUCCUCACCAGGCUGCAUUUUCCCCUGCUCAACGAGUCAGAGCAGCAGAAAAACCUGAAGGGUAAACCAAGAACGAUUACAGCAGGAAUCUAGAAGCAGAUCACAUCCCACGGGCAGAGGUGUUGUCGCGCUUGGUACCAAUGCCUUCUGAUUGGUCAACCUUGUAAAUUCUUCCAAGUUCAUUGGCCAUCUAUCAAGGUUUAACAUUAGCUCAAUGGGAGAACGGCUUCUUGGGGGAUGUAGUUCCGAGUGCUUAGAGUGGCGCAUGCGCUAUGACUUUUCCCGGAGAGCUCCGCGCUAACUUCCGGUACCGAAUCUGACGGCGGAACUGGGAACGCCUGGGCGGCUGUGGGAGGAGUCCAGAUGCUGGCCCAGCUGCCACAGGAAAUCCCUCUGGGACACUGAAGGGCAGGCUCCUGGGUUGAGGCCCAGCAACCCUGAGCCUUAGGCCAGGGGAAUGGCAGCCCCCAUGGAGCCUCAGGACCAGGCCCCAGGGGAGGGAGAAGGGCUUCUCAUUGUGAAGGUGGAAGAUUCCUCCUGGGAUCAGGACUCUGCCCAGCAAGAGGAUGGCAGGGAUUCUGAGGCCUGCCGCCAGCGCUUCCGGCAAUUCUGCUACAGGGAUGUGGGUGGGCCCCAUGAGGCCUUCAGCCAGCUGUGGGAGCUCUGCUGCCGCUGGCUGCGACCUGAGCUUCGCACCAAGGAGCAAAUCUUGGAGCUGCUUGUGCUGGAGCAGUUCCUGAGUGUGCUGCCUGGGAGUGUCCAGGACUGGGUGCGGGAGCGGUGCCCAGGGAGUGGUGAGGAAGCUGUUGCCUUGGUGGAGGACCUGCAGAAGCAGCCAGUGAAAGCAUGGCCACAGGAUGUGCCCACAGAGGAGAUAGAACCUGAGGCUGCAGUCCAGGGGUCCCAGGCCAAGGCACCUCCCCCAAAGGUGGGAGCACAGAAGCAGCCACCUGUACCUUGGGAGCAGCACAGCCAUGGUGUCCAGCUUCCUGCUCUUAAAGAGGGGAGUACCAAACAGAAAACAAAUGCCUGCCUUGCCUCUGAGAUCCAUGGACCUGUGACAUUUGGAGAUAUUCCCUUCUAUUUCUCCCAGGAAGAAUGGGGGUCCCUGGACCCUGCUCAGCGGGAUCUUUUCUGGGACAUAAAGCGGGAAAACUCCCGGAACGUUGCCCUGGGUUUGGGGCUCAAGAGCCAAAGGGGGCCAUCCCGGCUGGAGGCGGCGGUGAGGGUGCUCCCAGGCCAGGCUGACAACGAUGUGACUGUGGCCUGGGGCGCUGAGGAGGCCGAGUCCUGGGAGAGAGAGGCCCGGCCAGGGGUGCCCUUGGAGCCGGUGGCGGGGUCCAGGCGGGGGCGGCCGCCCACACGCAGGCGCCAGUUUCGGGACCUGGCAGCGGAGAAGCCACACAGCUGUGGCCAGUGCGGCAAGCGCUUCCGCUGGGGCUCAGACCUGGCGCGCCACCAACGUACGCACACCGGCGAGAAGCCGCACAAGUGCCAGGAGUGCGAAAAGAGCUUCCGCAGCUCCUCGGACCUGGUGCGCCACCAGGGCGUGCACACCGGACAGAAGCCCUUUUCCUGCUCCUCGUGCGGCAAGAGCUUCAGCCGCAGUGCCUACCUGGCGGACCACCAGCGCAUCCACACGGGCGAGAAGCCCUUUGGCUGCAGUGACUGCGGCAAGAGCUUCUCGCUGCGCUCCUACCUGCUGGACCACCGGCGCGUGCACACGGGCGAGCGGCCCUUCGGCUGCGGCGAGUGUGACAAGAGCUUCAAGCAGCGCGCCCACCUCAUUGCCCACCAGAGCCUGCAUGCCAAAAUGGCCCAACCCGUGGGGCCAUGACCACUCUGCCCUGUCCUGGCGACACGGAAGUUGCCGGCACUGAUCUCCACCCAUUUCCCCCUUGAGAGGUGGCUCUAGAGACUGGAGGCUUCCUGUGCAGAAUGAACAGGCCAGUGGAAACCCUCUGCUCCCACGCUCACCUCCAGAGACACGGAGGUAUGGCACUUCACACUAGCACUCCGUCAGUGCUGUGUCACUGACCCCUCAGGCACUGCAUUCCACGUCUGCAUUGUGGGCAGAUCACAGGGACAAGCACGGGUUCUCCAGAGGAGCUGGCCCAGCCUUCCUCAAAAGGGUAGCAAAAAGAUUCGGAUAAAUGUGGAACACUGCCCUGGCUGGUGUGGCUCAGUUGGCUGGGCAUACAGUAAUAUCUUUCUCUCUCCCUUCUCUUCUCAAAAAUAAACAAUUUUAAAGCUUC
This is a messenger RNA of Artibeus jamaicensis (Jamaican fruit-eating bat), 7705 nucleotides long. RefSeq names its product zinc finger protein 213 (gene ZNF213). The transcript has 7 exons. The record is from RefSeq and is a predicted model, not a curated record. Lineage: Eukaryota; Metazoa; Chordata; Mammalia; Chiroptera; Phyllostomidae. Gene Ontology annotation, molecular function: RNA polymerase II cis-regulatory region sequence-specific DNA binding; DNA-binding transcription factor activity, RNA polymerase II-specific. Gene Ontology annotation, biological process: regulation of transcription by RNA polymerase II. The coding region runs from base 5908 to 7287 and encodes 459 amino acids.